GCGACCUUCCCCGUGCGCCUCAGAAGAAGUGGGUCCAUGGUGUUUUUUUCCUGGUGGAUGAUCGUGGCCUGCUCUGGAUCUAACCUGUCAAAACUGCUCCAAAACGCACCAACGCGGACCAAACAGCUGCUUACAUAAGGUGAUAUUUGAUGACAGUGAUUGGGAAUUGAGCAGACCAAAGAAAAAGUUCGCCAUUCCCCUCCCCAUCCUCCCGUCCUCACCCUCUCCUCUCAAAGACAUCUCUAAUCAUGAAUGAAGUUAGUAUAGUGAGAGAGGGCUGGCUCCAGAAAAGAGGUGAAUACAUCAAAACUUGGAGGCCCAGAUAUUUCAUUUUAAAAAGUGACGGUUCCUUUAUCGGCUACAAAGAAAAACCUGACCUCAAUGACCAGAGUUCUCCUCCUCUCAACAACUUCUCAGUAGCACAAUGCCAGUUAAUGAAGACUGAAAGACCAAAGCCAAAUACAUUUGUGAUCCGUUGCCUUCAGUGGACCACUUUCAUCGAACGAACUUUUCACGUGGACACUAAUGAGGAGAGAGAGGAAUGGAUGCGGGCCAUUCAGUCAGUGGCCAACAGUUUAAAGAUGCGCGAGGAAGAAGAGGAGGAGCCCAUGGACGUGUUUGGUUCACCGAGCGAGUGCAGUUUGGAAGAGAUGGAAGUGGCUAUGUCCAAGAGUCGCAAUAAAGUGAACAUGAGUGACUUUGAAUAUCUAAAGUUGCUCGGUAAGGGGACGUUUGGAAAAGUGAUUCUCGUCAAGGAAAAGUCUACUGGAGUACACUAUGCCAUGAAAAUACUGCGUAAAGAAGUAAUUAUAGCUAAGGACGAGGUUGCCCACACAGUUACAGAGAGCAGAGUUUUACAAAACACACGUCACCCUUUUCUCACUACACUGAAAUAUGCCUUCCAAACACACGAUAGGUUGUGUUUUGUUAUGGAGUAUACCAAUGGAGGCGAGCUGUUCUUCCACUUGUCACGUGAGCGGGUCUUCACUGAGGAUCGGGCUCGUUUCUACGGGGCAGAGAUCGUAUCAGCGCUAGAAUACCUUCACUCACGAGAUGUUGUGUACCGCGACCUCAAGCUGGAGAACCUUAUGCUGGACAAAGAUGGGCACAUUAAAAUCACAGACUUUGGCCUUUGUAAAGAAGGUAUCACAUCUGACGCCACCAUGAAGACCUUUUGUGGAACACCUGAGUAUCUCGCUCCUGAGGUUCUGGAGGACAAUGACUAUGGCCGUGCUGUGGACUGGUGGGGUCUGGGCGUGGUCAUGUACGAGAUGAUGUGUGGUCGUCUGCCUUUCUAUAACCGCGAUCACGAGCGACUGUUUGAACUCAUCCUAAUGGAGGAGAUACGCUUCCCCAGAAACCUGUCUCCAGAGGCCAAGUCCCUCCUGGCCGGCCUGCUCAAGAAGGACCCCAAGCAGAGGUUAGGUGGAGGUCCUAACGAUGCCAAAGAUGUCAUGGGUCACAUUUUCUUCAUCAGCAUUAACUGGCAAGACCUCGUACAAAAGAAGAUCACCCCUAUUUUCAAACCCCAAGUGACUUCAGAGACGGACACGCGGUACUUUGACGAGGAGUUCACAGCGCAGACUAUCACACUCACACCUCCAGACAAACAGCUCAAUCUGGACUGUGAGGACCCCAGACAACAAGCACAUUUCCCCCAGUUCUCCUAUUCAGCCAGCAUAAGAGAGUGAUGCACCAGUGCAUACACGCACACACUGACACAAACAUAAGCCGUGUGUCAGAUGCCUUUGUCGCCAGCAACUAUGAACUCACCACAAUCUCCAUCGGACAUUUAGUCCUGGCAAGUGCCUCAGCUGGCGGCCAUAUUCUUUACACUACGGACAAAGCCAAGCCGCAUUGGCUAUACUGUAUCAAACUGGACUCCAGUACCUCACAUAGUCAUCAGCACAACUUCACUUCACAGGCUAACCUGAGCGUAGCACCUUCAGAGGGCCUAGCAGCACUGCUGUUUCAGACUGUCAGACACCUGGGAUCUUUAAGGUCUCCUGAAAAGCCAUACACUGUUUCAAGUGCUCUUUUUCAGAUUAGCUUUUACUCACUGUAGACUGGAUCUAAUAAGGAAGGAACAGGAGCGGCAGUUUGACUGUCUGCUGGUGUGCGUGUGUUUUGGGGCAUCACAUCUAAAGCGGUAAGAGUAACAGUGUUGAGAAUUGUUUAGUGCCUUUCCACACCUUUACUCGAUAUCUGUCAGGAACAACAAACGUGAGUAUGCAAGAUAAACACCUAAAGAACCAUUUAAAGAAAUCAUGGAAUGUGAUGGCUGUAACUGAUUUGUAAAUGUCACAGCUCAUAAUGGGUUUUGGGAAUAGCUAAAUACACAAGGUGUAUAUUAUUUUUUUUUUUUAAACGAGGGUUUUAAUUCUGAUGCAUUUUGAUCUUUCUUUAUCGUCAAGAUAAACACCAUGUGAUUUAAGAGGGUCAAUAAGCACUUAGUGAUUUAACGCAGACCUCAUUUUGUAAUGGGACCAUGUUCACAGUGUAGGUCCUCCAAUGCUGUAUCCGGCACCUGCACAAGAUCAUCUCAACCAUGUGAGGAACGACAUACUCGUCUGGUUCAUAGACUGUACAAAAGGUUUGUAUAUACAGUUUAUGAUCAGGUUGUGUGAUUAGAGUUUUCUCUGUGUAACUAUACAACAACACUAUUAGUCGGGGUCAUUACAAUUCUACUUUCAUAUUAUUUAACUGCUUUGUGUCACUUCCAUAAUACAAGCAAGCUCUUCUGGAUUAUCAGUAUUUGAUUAUUUUCUAUCAGAGGACUUUGUUCACAGAAAAGAACAGUGCAAACAGUAGCAAUUUGCCCUAAUUUUAAAGUCAUUCAACCUACAUUAUGAACAUGGUCCAUUAAUAGAUUUUGUGUUUUGUGAGUGCAGUUGUGACUAGUGAGGAUGUCUUUUUAUUAUAUUCACUUCUCCCCAAUUGUGAUAAAUGGCUGCACAUCAAAUAGUAACAAGGAAGAGGUGCACUGUAUUGAUUAGCAAUACUGAUGUAAUACUGUACAUGUGCCCAUCAAUGUACUGGUGCUACGCUGAACCUCCAGUGAGAAAUGGGGCUGCUUCAGCAAACCUGUUCCAGUGAACACAGGAUCCACUGCCUUUGCUGUUUCAAAUAAUUGUAUGUUUUUGGAUGUACUUUUCAAAUGGCUGUCCAUCCCUUUUACUAUUCCUCCAGUUCUUCAGAGAUGUUCUGAAACAGGGAAAAUUCCCAACUGUUGAAUGAAAUGUAUGUUUUUCAGUUACAUUAUCUAUUCAAACUAUUUGUUUCUAUUUGUCUAUGAAUGUAAAACUGAAAGACAAUGAUUGAAUACACAUUUUACCUGUC
Periophthalmus magnuspinnatus is the source of this 3339-nucleotide messenger RNA. RefSeq names its product RAC-beta serine/threonine-protein kinase-like. Gene Ontology annotation, molecular function: ATP binding; protein serine/threonine kinase activity. The transcript has 14 exons. The record is from RefSeq and is a predicted model, not a curated record. Gene Ontology annotation, biological process: protein phosphorylation. Lineage: Eukaryota; Metazoa; Chordata; Actinopteri; Gobiiformes; Gobiidae. The coding region runs from base 249 to 1691 and encodes 480 amino acids.